This is a messenger RNA of Suricata suricatta (meerkat), 3153 nucleotides long. RefSeq names its product unc-5 family C-terminal like (gene UNC5CL). Gene Ontology annotation, molecular function: netrin receptor activity; protein binding. Lineage: Eukaryota; Metazoa; Chordata; Mammalia; Carnivora; Herpestidae. Bases 134 to 1684 code for a protein of 516 amino acids. The transcript has 9 exons. Gene Ontology annotation, biological process: positive regulation of JNK cascade; positive regulation of canonical NF-kappaB signal transduction; netrin-activated signaling pathway. The record is from RefSeq and is a predicted model, not a curated record. Gene Ontology annotation, cellular component: membrane.
GUGGAGUCUGACUGCUCUGUUUCCCAGAGAAGGAACUGCUGUUCUUGGAUGAGCCGGCAGCCUCUGGGAGCACCCACACAGUAAGGUCCUUGGCCUUGGCUGGCACAGGGGUUCACGGGGCUGGCAGCAUCGAAUGACCAGGCGGAUGUGUUCCCAUGAGUGUUCCUUCCAAACCGUCCCGUUCCUACUGCUGGUGGGGGUCCCAGUGGCAAGUGCCCUCCUUCUGGUCCAGUGCCUUCGAUGGCACUGCCCUCGCUGGCUACAGAGGGCCUGCCGGAACCUGGAUAACCAAGGGGAGCCAGUGUCCCAUCCCCCUCCUCUUCCAGAAAAUGAGUCCCCAGGGCAGUGCCUGCCAGCCACGCUGCCGGAGAUGGCUGCCUUCUACCAGGAACUGCACACACCCACUCAAGGCCAGACCGUUGUCCGUCAGCUGAUGCACAAACUGUUGGUGUUUUCGGCUCGAGAGGUGGAUCACCGUGGCGGCUGCCUGAUGCUCCAAGAUAUGGGCAUCUCUCUGCUCAUCCCACCAGGUGCUGUGGCUGUGGGUCGCCAGGAGAGGGUAUCCCUGAUUCUGGUGUGGGACUUGUUGGAUGCCCCGUCGUUGUCCCGAACCCAGGGGCUGGUGAGCCCUGUGGUGGCAUGUGGCCCUCACGGGGCCUCCUUCCUGCAGCCCUGUACCCUCACGUUCAAGCAUUGUGCUCAGCAGCCCAGCCACGCACGUACCUACAGCAGCAACACGACCUUGCUCGAUGCCAAGGUGUGGAGGCCCCUGGGGCGGCCAGGGGCCCACACCUCCAGGGACGAGUGUCACAUCUACCUCUCUCACUUCAGCCUCUACACCUGUGUGCUGGAGGCCCCCUCGGGCCGGGAAGCCCGCAAAUGGCUGCAGCUGGCUGUGUUCUGCUCACCACUGGUGCCGGGACAGUCCCACCUGGAGCUGCGCGUCUACUUUCUCAACAACACACCCUGCGCCUUGCAGUGGGCCCUGGCCAACGAGCAGCCCCACGGUGGGCGCCUGCGCGGGCCCUGCCAGCUCUUUGAUUUCACGGGGGCCCGAGGGGACCAGUACCUGAAGCUCAAGUACAUCUCUGAAGGUUGGGAGAAUGUGGAUGAGAGCAGUUACCAGCUGGUUCCCCAUCUCCACAUCUGGCAUGGAAAGUGCCCCUUCCGUUCCUUCUGCUUCCGGAGGAAAGCAGCCAAUGAGAAUGAGGACUGCUCAGUGCUUACCAAUGAGAUCAUUGUCACCAUGCACACCUUCCAGGACGGUAUGGAGACCAAGUACAUGGAAAUCCUCAGAUUCCAGGCAUCAGAGGAGGAAUCCUGGGCGGCGCCACCCACUGUCUCUCCAACACCCCCAUGCAACAGGCUGCCUCCAGAGCUCUUUGAGCAGCUGCAAAUGUUGUUGGAGCCGAACAGCAUCACAGGCAAUGACUGGCGUCGACUGGCCUCCCACCUGGGGCUCUGCGGCAUGAAAAUCCGGUUCCUGUCCUGCCAGCGCAGCCCCGCUGCGGCCAUCCUGGAGCUGUUUGAGGAGCAGAACGGCAGCCUGAAGGAGCUGCACUACCUCAUGACUGUCAUGGAGCGGCUAGACUGCGCCUCGGCCAUCCAGAACUACCUGAGCGGGAAGCACGACGGCGGGGGCGCCCAGGAGAACCAGGGCCUGGAGCUGGACGAGAAGCUCUGAGCACCCCCGGGGCAGGGUGGGGACCUUUCGGAGCACUCUGGGCACCCCACCCCCCAACACCGAUGGAGCAUGAGGCAGCUACUUCUGGCCGUGCCCACCAACCUCAUCAGAGCACUCAGAUGGUGCAUGAGACCAGGGGGUCCAAUGUCAGCUUCCCUGGCGGGACCCUAACCACCUGCUUCGUCCUGUGAACAGGUCCCAUCCUGGCCGGCAGGGGGCGCAGGAGCCCAGGAGAUGGCCCUGGCGUGGCCAGCUUCCUGCAGAGACCAGUGGACUGUUAGGCCUCCCUGUCGGCACUCCUUGGGGAUUGACCAGUGCACAAGGAUUCGCUGAGCACUUAGUGAUACUCAGCAUCAGACUGGGCAUCACGGGGAAUCCUGGGAUGGAGGAGAUGGGGCUUGGGGCUUGACAGACCCACAGCUUUCUUAUGGGAGUCAAGAUGCGCUCAUGGAAGCAGGGCCAAUUCCAAAACAGCAGUGCCUUGUGGUUAGGGGAUGUGAGCGUGAUUUAGGAGCUGAGAGCAGAGGGGGCGGGGCGUGGGCUGGAGCCGGAGAGGGCUUCAUGAAGGAGAAAGGGUUGGGAUGAGCAAAGAACAAAGAGUGGUUUGGCCGUCUUUGGGUAGGGUUAGAAGGAGAUGGUGGCUGGACUUACAGUGGGAGCCAAGAGUGAGCAUGGGUGUGAAGGGAGGGUUCAAGGUCACAUGCCCGGCUGUCCACCUGUCUCCUUUGUCUUCCUUUUGUCUAUCUUCCCAUCCUUGGCUUGUCUUUCUCUCUCUCUGCCAUGGUCUCCAUUCUAAAACAUGAAAGCUGAAAAGAAACUACGAGAUUAACAUUUGCUUUUUACCUCUUUAUCGGGAACUGUAUGAGUUUCCAGUGUCUCUGACUCCAUUUUGCUAUCACCAUUUUCUGUAGUCGCUGCAUCCCUGAAUCUGCCUGUUAGUCUCUGUCUUAGCAUCUCUUUGCCUCUACUGAGUCACUGUGCUUGCCUUUGACGGUUUCCUUCACCCUCUGAAACCCUCAGUCAUUCCCUUCAGGCAAGUGUCUCUGGGCCAGUCUCACGUAUCAAAGGCAAUGAAAGGACUCUGGGCUACCCUAGGAAUAGGGGUGGAUUUUAUCCCAUGAAUCAAGAUCCAAUUUAGUGUCAGGAAAUAAAUGAUAGGGAUUAAAGAACAUGCCAUUCAGUCACCAAAUAUUUGUUCAGUGCCUACUACGUGUUAGACACUGUCCAGAAAAGAGAUCAGCGGGCUGGGUCCUGAAAAGAGAACAAAGGAUUUGACUCCAUUCUAGCAGUGCUUUUGUUUGCAAACAGGUAUUGUUAAUUUAUUUUAAGGAAGGGCAGGCAAGCAAUCUCUCUGGCAACGCUAACAAUUUGCUUUUGUAUUUAAUUAAAAGAUAUUAACGUUUUUCUAUGAUAAACAAUAUUGUAUAAUAAUAAAAUACAAAAAUUAUCUUUCUUUGUUACUAACUGUA